Malaclemys terrapin pileata is the source of this 3025-nucleotide messenger RNA. It is a transcript of the gene TEX11, whose product is annotated as testis expressed 11. The transcript has 29 exons. Gene Ontology annotation, molecular function: protein binding. Gene Ontology annotation, cellular component: central element. Gene Ontology annotation, biological process: male meiosis chromosome segregation; reciprocal meiotic recombination; synaptonemal complex assembly. The record is from RefSeq and is a predicted model, not a curated record. NCBI's taxonomy places the organism in Eukaryota, Metazoa, Chordata, Testudines, Emydidae. The coding region runs from base 69 to 2702 and encodes 877 amino acids.
CCCGCCCCGCGGUCUCUGGGAGCUGUAGUUCGUCACCUCGCGUGAGGACUUGAUUCAACGCUUUAGAAAUGAAGGGGGAAUCUCACUUACUGGAAAUUAAAGUGUUAAUUCAAGAGCUGGUGAAGAAAGACACCUCAUCAAACGUACCUGAGAUCAUUGACAAACUGUUCAGUGAGAUAGAACUUGUGGAUAACGAGGCUGGGAAUGAGAUUCAGGAGGCUCAGAUGGAAGAAAGUGCAAUAAGCCUAUGGAAUUGGGCUGUGACUAACCGAGUAGAUUCAGUCAUCAAUGAUGAGCAAAGAGCUAAAUUGCGCCAUGUUUCUUGCAGGCUAGUGUGCCUGUGUGAAGGCAGCGAUCCUCCAGAGGAAAAGGUGCGAAGACAGAUUUUGAUGACCAUGAAGACUGGAAAAGGGUGGGUGGAGGUUGGAAAAGCUGCCCUUGCUGAUGGAUUUCUUGUGAUUGCCGUAAAUGCAGUUGUUCAAGGGUAUUUUCAGAAAGCAGUGACAUGUUUGCAACGCUGCAAAGAUAUGUUGACAAGGCUGCCAAAACAGACCUGUUAUCUAUCAAUCCUCUGCUAUAACUUUGGAGUGGAAACCUAUGAACAGAAGGGGUAUGAACAGAGCUCCUUCUGGCUCAGCCAGAGCUAUGAGAUUGGGAAAAUGGAUAAGAAGUAUUCUCCCGGGGAAGAAAUGCAGGCUAAAGUGCUGCGGUUAUUAGCCACUGUCUAUUUGGAGUGGGAUUGCGAACAGUAUCAAGACAAGGCUCUCAGAGCUAUAAGCCUGGCUAAUGAGGAGAAUAUGCAUCCAGCUGGGUUUUUCUUGAAAAUUAAAAUCCUUCUGAAAAGUGCAGCAUCUGAUGAAGGCAUCAGGACAGCUAUUGCUGAACUUCUGCAUCAUGAGGUGUCACUAGAUUUCUGUUUGAACACUGCUAAGCUGCUUCUGGAACAUGAGAGGGAAUUGGUUGGUUUUGAUUUUCUGAAGUCCAUCUCUGGGCGGUUUGCGUCCUCACCUGACCUCGGAAAAAUCAUCUUACUCCACAUCGAGUUUCUGUUACAAAGGAUGAAGGAGCCGCUUGCCAAGCAAAAAAUUGAAGAUGUCAUUACAGGUCACUAUACAGGAAAACAGCUGUCACCUGAAACACUGAACCGGCUGCACAUCAUUCUGUGGGACAGAGCUGCCAAGAGCUAUGAGGCAAAAAACUACUCUGAAGCCCUUCAGUGGUAUAACUAUUCUCUCAGCUUCUAUUCAUCUGGGCAGAUAGAUCAGAACUUGGCUAAGUUGCAGAGGAAUAUGGCUUCCUGCUACUUUCAUCUGAAACAACUUGAAAAAGCAAAAGAGGCAGUGAAGGAAGCAGCGAGGUGUGAUCCUAGCAGCAUCUUCACUCAGUUCAGUGUGUAUAAGGUUGCGGUCUUGGAGGGUAACACUGAAAAAGCUGUGGAAGCAAUUGUUGCAAUGGGGAAGUUAGCAGCAAAGCCAGCUCAGCAUGAAGAUAAGCUACUAGCAGAUGGAAGUGCAGCCACCAGCCUUCUGAGUUUAGCUGCCCAGAUUGCUUUAGAGAAUGAACAACAGGCUGUGGCUAUCAAAGCUUUGGAGUAUUUAUCUCAGCACUCACAAGAUUGUCAACAAGUGUUUACAGCUUUAAAGUGUUUGGUUCGCCUUGUGUUGUCAAAAGUCAUGGCAGAACCCAAAGAGAAUAGGACUAAAGAUAUGGACACACUUGUGACUUACUUGACCUCAGCACAUCGGAGACUUGCUGAGUCUUUUACGGAAGGGAGUAUGACACUGGAUAUGAGGACCCAUGAGGCUCACUGGUUUAGAAAAAUAGCCUGGAACUUGGCUGUACAGUUCGAGAACUGCCCAGGAACAAUGAGGGAUUUCUUUAUACUGUCGUUCAAGUUGUCCCAGUUUUGUCCUUCUGAUAAAGCUGUUCUGAUUGCCCAGAAGACAUGCUUGCUGUUGGCUGCAGCAGUUGAUCUGGAAAUGGGGCGAUGCAGUUUAACAUUCACUGACCAGAUUGAGCUUCUGUCUCAGGCCCUUCAUCAUAUCCAGGCAUGCAGGGAAAUCUGGAAUGUUCUGAAGCUAACAGGAGAUUUCUCCAAAGACCCAACAGACACAUUGCUGCUGCUUUAUGAAUUUGAAGCAAGAGCCAAACUCAAUGAUCCAGAACUGGAAACCCUGCUGGAAUUGGUGUGGGAACUGCCACAAAUAGAGACUAAGACGCUGGAAACCAUUGCUUCAUUAGCGAUGGAGUCUCCUGCUCAUUAUCCCUCUGUGUGUAAGAGGGCCCUCAAGAGCGCUCUGACCCUUCAUAGGAAACAGGAAGCCAUUGAUGCUGUGAGAGUCAGCAAAUGUCUGCACAGCUUGGUUCACCUUUCUCUGCCAACUGGAGUGAUAGACACAGAUGCUUGUGUACUGGAGGAGGUGUGGGGCUACUUUGAAGAUGCUCUGAGCAUUGUAAGCACCACAGAUGAUUACCCAGAGGUGGAGACCCUUUGGCUGAUGACCAGAGCCUGGAAUACAGGAAUAUUUCAGUACAGUGUCGGUAAAUACAAGGAGGCUGAGCACUGGUGUGGGCUGGGUAUGCGCUUUCUGAAUCACCUGAGAUCCCUGAAGAGCAGCUAUGAAAGCCAGAUGAUUGGUCUUUACAGCGAGGUGCUGGAUAAGUUGGACAGAGCAAAGGGGUUCCUUCCAAAUGAAGAAUAACACUCAGUGCAGCAAGCCAGCAUGAUGGCACCCCCUGUAAACAUUCAGCUGGAUAGAAGAGACUGCUAGCUCUUCAGCGACUGCUGGGACCAGCAGCCAGGGCCUGCUCCUCUUGGCCAUUUGAAAGCUAUGUACUUUUAAGGAAGUUUUUACUGGAGAUGUAACUGUUUUCCUUCAGGGACUUGUAUUCAUGCUAUAGAGCUAUUUAACGGUAAGAAGCUGAGUCAUAACUUUAUGAGAUGGGGCUGCUGUUGUACAGCCAGGCUAGUUUAAAUGUAGGAAGUAGCCAUGUGAACAAUAAAAGUGUUCUAGCACUAUAUGCA